Molecule: messenger RNA, 5293 nt
Organism: Sorex araneus (European shrew)
Lineage: Eukaryota; Metazoa; Chordata; Mammalia; Eulipotyphla; Soricidae
Gene: TTF2
Product: transcription termination factor 2
Exons: 23
Coding region: 41-3529 (1162 amino acids)
Molecular function (GO): ATP binding; zinc ion binding; ATP-dependent chromatin remodeler activity
Source: RefSeq, a predicted model, not a curated record
GACGGCUUGGAGUUCCCGGACGCGGAGCCGAGGGAGCGUAAUGGAACUAAUCAGAUGUCCUGAGCACGGAACCCUCUGUUUGUUGAAGACGGGCGUCCGCGAUGGCGUGAAUAAAGGAAAGAGUUUCUACGUGUGCCGGGCGCGCUCUUGCGGUUUCGUGCGGGCCACCGAUAUUCCUGUGUCCCACUGUUUAUUGCAUGAGGACUUCGUGGUGGAACUUCAGGGAUUGCAUCAACUGCAAGACAAGAAUGAAUACACAUUGUUCUUCCGAUGCAGUAAAAGUAAGGCCGAAGGGAAGCAGUGGUGUGGAGAUAUCCCGUGGCAGGAUCCUGAUUUCAAGGAGGAAGAACGUGGUGUAGUCCUUAAAUCCCAGCCUUCAUCUGAGCCAUUUUACUGUCUUUCCAGCCAGCAGAGAAACCCAUUUAAGGUGCUUAACAAAAAUCAAGAAUCUUCUCUCUGGAGACAGUUCUUCAAAGGUGAGGAUGAGAAAAAGUUGGCUGAUAAGAAGCAAAGGAAAAGGGAAGAUGACAUCUUGGAUCAGGAGAGGGAGCAGAAGCCUGAAUCUGUGAAUGAAGAGAAACAAUGGAAGCCAAAAUCUGUGGAUCAAAAAAAGAAACAGAAGCCCAAAUCUCAGUGCCAGGUGGAUAAAGAUUGCUCAUCCAACCCGGAGGUCAGGAAGAAGCAAGUAGCCACUCAACAAAAGCAGCGAGGGCAAAAAGUAGAGGUUUCUAGCGACGUGAAGGCGAUUGAAGGGACUGACCAAAAAGACCUGUUGGUGACUACAUUCACACAGAGCCAUGAUGGUGAUCUAACAAAGUCUGUUGCAUCCCUUCCGAAGAAAUCCCAUUGGAACAGCCAGUCAGUGAAGGAAGGAUCAGCGCCUCCAAGAGCAGAGGGAUGCAAACCUUUGCCUCAGAUAGCUCACAGUCAGAACCCACUGGGCAAGCCUCAGAAUGGGGCAUACCUCCACAAGGAGCACCCCAGGGACCUGGAGGCCAGCAGCACAGAGCACAGCCCAGGCACACAGACUGAGCACAUCCAGGCUCCGAAAGGGCCAGUUGUGCGUCCUGCAGCACCGGCCGCCAGGCUGUCCUGGGAAGCCAGGCGAGCAGUCGACUCCAGCAGCAGUGACAGUGAGGAAGACGAGGGGACCUCGGAGUCCCUGACGCCGGGGAGCCCCUUACUCUUCGAUGAGACUCCAGACUCUCGGAAGGAGGACCCCAGCCUCCCUGCUCAGGACACGCAGAGAAGACCUGUUGCUGUUGGAGAUGUUGCCAAGAAGGGGGCCACUCUAGACCUGGGGGCCCGGCGCAUGUACCUCACCACGCAGCUGAGGCAGAAGAAGAGCACACUGGCGUCGGUGAAUGUCCAGGCUCUUCCAGACAAGGGGCAGAAGUUGCACAAGCAAAUCCAGGAGCUGGAGGAUGCACUCGGCGCUCUUGCACUCUGCCCAGAGCAAGAUACUCAUAAGACAAGUAACACUCAAGUACCACAGCAGAGUAACUUCUCCAAAACUGCCUCUCAGCCUCCCCACUUGGUGCCCCCACAGCCUCUACAGGGUCAGGAGCUCCAGCAUCAGCAUUUUCGUGGACAGACAGCUACCAAAGAAACUGGACUUUCACACCUUGAUCCCUUCCAUGCUGUGUGGAAGGUCACAAAUGAAGCCAUUGAGGAGCUGCAUCAGUCCCUCAAGUCUCGACCUGGUGAUUCUGUCAUGGCAGAGGACCCCGCUGGGCUGAAGGUGCCUUUGUUGCCACACCAGAAACAGGCGUUGGCCUGGUUACUCUGGCGGGAGAGUCAGAAGCCACAAGGAGGAAUUCUGGCGGAUGACAUGGGAUUAGGAAAAACCCUGACAAUGAUCGCACUCAUUCUUACCCAGAAAAAUCAAGAGAGAAUCAAGGAAAAGAACAACAAAAUAGCUGUGACUUGGCUUUCCAGAGAAGACUCCUCUGAGUUUGUUUCCCAUGGAACACUAAUUGUCUGCCCCGCUUCCCUGAUCCACCAUUGGAAAAAUGAGGUGGAGAAACGUGUGAACAACAGCAGACUCAGAGUCUGCCUCUAUCACGGGCCACACCGGGAACAGCGUGCCAGAGUCCUUGCUACCCAUGACAUUGUGAUCACCACCUAUAGCAUCCUAGCCAAGGAGGUCCCUACAAAGAAGCAAGAGGAAGAAAGCCCAGGUCGAGACCUCAGCAUGGAGGGCACCUCAACACCUCUGCUUCGAAUCACCUGGGCGCGAAUCAUACUGGAUGAAGCCCACAAUAUCAGGAACCCCCAAGUGCAGACUUCCUUAGCGGUGUAUAAGCUACGGGCCCAGGCCCGAUGGGUUGUUACCGGAACCCCCAUUCAGAACAACCUGCUGGACAUGUUCUCACUGCUGAAGUUUCUGCGCUGUUCUCCAUUUGAUGACUUCACGCUGUGGAAGAGUCAGGUGGACAAUGGGUCGCAGAAAGGAGGAGAACGGUUAAGUAUUGUAACCAAGAGCCUUUUGCUGAGGAGGACAAAGGACCAGCUGGACUCCUCCGGAAAACCCUUGGUGAUGCUGCCUCAGCGUAAAUUGCAGCUGCACCGUCUAAAACUUUCUCAAGCCGAGCAGACUGUCUACAGUGUCCUUUUUGCAAGAUCAAGGUCAGCUAUGCAGUCCUAUCUAAAGAGACAUGAAAGUGGGGACUGCAAAACUGGAGGAAACCCUGAUAAUCCAUUUAGUAGAGUGGCACAGGAGUUUGGGCCCAGCGGGUUGGAACAUGCAGCGGCUGUGGACUCUCCAAGGUCCAGCACCGUCCACAUCCUGUCGCAGCUGCUGCGGCUCCGUCAGUGCUGUUGUCACCUGUCUUUGCUGAAGUCUGCGCUGGAUCCCACAGAACUGAAGGGGGAAGGCCUGGUCCUGUCCCUGGAAGAGCAGCUCAGUGCUUUGACUUUAUCCGAACUUGUCACAUCAGAGUCAUCUUCUACAGUGGCCCUGAAUGGCAAAUGUUUCAAGAUGGAGCUGUUUGAAGAUGCAAGAGAGAGCACCAAGAUUUCUUCUCUGUUGGCUGAAUUGGAGGCAAUUCGAAGACAUUCAGCGUCCCAAAAGAGUGUCAUUGUCUCUCAGUGGACCAGCAUGCUCAAAGUGGUAGCACUGCACCUUAAGAAACAGGGACUAACUUAUGCCUCUAUUGAUGGCUCUGUCAACCCCAAACAGAGGAUGGACUUGGUGGAGGAGUUCAACAGCUCCAGGGGCCCUCAGGUCAUGCUGAUCUCUCUCUUGGCCGGAGGAGUUGGGCUAAACCUGACUGGAGGGAACCAUCUUUUUCUUCUGGAUAUGCACUGGAAUCCAUCGCUUGAAGAUCAAGCUUGUGACCGAAUUUACCGAGUAGGACAGGAGAAAGAUGUUGUCAUACACAGGUUUGUGUGUGAGGGAACUGUGGAGGAGAAGAUUCUACAGCUCCAAGAGAAAAAGAAAAACUUGGCCAGACAGGUGCUGUCUGGGUCCAAGGAGUCCAGGAUCAAGCUCACAUUGGCUGACCUCAGAGUCCUUUUUGGCAUCUAAAUCCUGCUCAUCGGGCUCAGAAUAGCAGAACAGUGUCACUGUUGGCUCUAGUAAGGGGCACCAGGGCUCUCUGCACUCUUUGGUAUUUGAUUUCACCAUAAGACUUGCAUAGCCUCAGAGAAUGACACAGGAUCUUCUUGUCACCAGAAUGGAAGAUCACUCUUAUCAGUGAUUUUUGUCAGUCAUUAGGACAUUAAAUGGAUUAUAUUAGCCAAUCAUGUUAAACAACUCAUCGAGUGACAUAGAAGCCAAUGUAUUACUUCAGAUUAAAGGAAAUGCAUUUGUGUUUAACAGUUUUGGAAGACAGCUUAGAGAGAGCUGCAUAUAAAUACCAGUUAAAGUUUGAAGUGCUGUCUGUUGCCUUUUUCUUCUCAGCUGGUUCAGCACCUGUUAUCAUUACUUCUAUCCAAGCACAGACUCCAGUGUGUUGGCAUCUUUUUUGCCAGGAGUCUACUCUGGUAGACCAUCUAUGGGUUGAGCAGAGAGUGGGCCCAAAGCCAUUCCUCUGUAGUUGUCUUUGUCUAGGAAUUCCUCCUCUCAGGCACAGAUUAAGCAGGCUGCAGAUAGACAUAUGUUUGGUAUUGGUAUCAGAGCCUCUGUCCUUUUUGCAAUAUUCGUAUUUUUACGGAUUGACAGCAUUUGUAGCACUUAGUAUUGUAUAAUUUAGUAUUUGUUCUAUCAUUGGCAUAAUUAAUAAGUGUGUGCAUGAAAAUGUAAUCCACAUAAUGCUAUAUAUUUAUCAAGCCCUAUUUCCUUUUCCUCCUGUGCACCCAAGCCUUUACUUGAAAAUUUAUAUUGCUAAAUGUAUAUAUUUUUAUACACUUUAUAUUUUAAAUCACCACAUCUGUUCUGUGGCUCUGUUAUUUCUACUCUGUGAGACUGGAGAGAAGCAAUAUCGUCAUUUGAGGGCUGUCCUAUAAAACAUGGCAAGUCAUCAUGUUGCUUCUUCCUCAGCCCACUGGGUUCAAAGGAAUAAAUGGAGAGCUACAGUGCCCGAAGAAUGAUGUGGCCACUCCCCAUCAGGGAUUUGCUGUUUGGGGAGUGAAAGGGCAUAUGCUUUUGUGGUAGACCAGUUGGCUUCAAUUAAUCCAUCUCCAUUGUGCGUCAUCUCACUUUUUUUAAAUUUUAUUUUCAUAAAGUUGUUCACAGUAAUGGAUUACAUUCAAUAUUUCAACACCAAUCCCACCACCAUUAUUUCUAAUUUUUCCACCAUCACUCAAGCCUGCUCAACAGGCAGAUGCUAGGUGAACCUGGCAAGUUACCCGUGGCAUAUUCGAUAUGCCAAAAACAGUAAUAAUACAUCUCACAAUGGAGACGUUAUUGGUGCCCGCUCAAGCAAAUCGAUGAGCAAUGGGAUGACAGUGCUACAGUAAUAGAGUGAUUCCUUGUUAUGAAUAGUAUGAGAUGUCGUGUGGCUGUGAAAGUGGCUGUGCACUCCUGGAAUUCUAAAAUUUUAUGUAAUUGGGGUCCAGAGAAAACUCUGCAGCAAGCUUCUCGGUUCUGAGAUUCAUUUGUGAGUCUCUGGAUCGUCGUUAAUGACUCGUUUCACUUUAGCUCAUCUCCAUUUAUCAAGAAAUGAUUUGGUAUUUUGAUGUGAUUGUUUUGGUGCCCAAAAUAAAACCUAGGACCUAAUACAUGCUAAGCUUAAUCAUGUUCUCUACCCCUGAGCUGUAUUUUCAGCCUGGCAAUGAUUUAUUUAAUCUACUGAGAUUUUAAAAUUACUUAUAUAACAGUACCCUGAUGGACAAAAAUUCUUGACACUUC